CAACAGCAAUAAUUGGAAUUGCGGAAGGACACAGUUCAAAAAGGAAAAUUGCAAUUGCGAUAAUUUUGCAAAUUUUGUUUUUUGCUUUCACCACGUUUGGCAGGGAAUUUUUAGUCUUAAGAAUCUUAAAAAUCUAUUCACUUAAUUCCAAGAGCAUUACUGAAACAACAAUAUAUUUAUCUUAGUGGACACUACUUCGUGGUGUGCAGCAUACAAGACAAAAACACCGUCUAUUUGGAUUUCGUGCAAGUAGGCUAAAAAUCUCAGCUAAGGAUAACGACACGGUGCAGAGCAGAGAUAUUCGUUCCAUUAUGGAGGAAAGGUGCUCGACAGACGGAUUCUUUAUCGGCACAACCCAAUCCGACGAAGAGAUGGCAGGUCCAGCUUCGUCCUCAUAUAGUUGGCGUAAGAAAAUAAUACGAAAUAAUCGUAAUGCAAAGGCCGAAAAAAUUAAAGAAAAAAAUCAAAAAGGGUCCUAUCGAAGAGCAAUCUUCUUUUGUGCUAGGUACAUUGAUAGGGACCCGAAUAAGAUGACCGAUAACGAGUUUCGGGAUAUAAGGGCGAAGCUUAAAUUUAUCAGAAACUUCGAGUAUAGGUAUCCCCACGUACGCCGAAGAUACCUGCCAAUAGAUCGCAUUCCGCUCUCCAAAUCGGAGGCUACCAGUACUUCGAUCGAUGGGGAAGAUACGGCACGUCAAAAUCCAACAAGUUCUACCAAUUCCAAAAAGCCACAGGCAAUUGAGAGUCCGACAGAUACUUCAAUACCAGCGGACACGUUGGGUGCUGGGGAAACGAGCCCAGAGAUUGUAAAUAUUUCAGCUGAGCUGAAAUUAUCGCGUGGUCAACUAUCAAUUUCGACCAAGGAUCCUACUGUCAAGACUGAAUUCGAUAACGCAACACAUUGGGAUGCCAAACCCGAUGUAUCAUCAACCACUGAAUGGACUGAGGUCCCCAAAGACGCCAGUACCGGUAUGUCUUGGGAGGAUGACCAAUCGGUUUCCCCAGAAGAAACACUAAACUACGAAACAUCUGCGGCAAUUUACACCAGGAGGCCCUAUAAGAAAAUCCACUGUGAAUCGUAUCAAAAUGAUACACCUCCAGAGCUGAUGGUCCCCGACAAUCUUUCCGUAGCAAUUAUUGAUAGAGCCGACUACGAAGGGAAAAUAAGCGAUGGUAAUUGGUUGCGUAUUGAGAGUUAUCUAAGAAGUAUUAUUCUCUCGGACAAAGUGGAUGCAAAUAAGACACGUUUCGGCCAAGCACGUCAGUACAAGGGCGUUAAAGUCAUAAAUUGUUGGAAUGAAGAGUCGAGAAAAUUUCUCAAGCGGGCGAUUAAUAGUUUGACAGCUCCUUGGAAAGGUGCAGAUUUGGUUGCGAUUUCGAUCUCAGAGUUACCCUGCAGAGUAGAGGUGACGGCAUGGGUACCACCUCCUAAAACGAAUGAGACAGAUUUAUUAAAGUUGCUACAAAAACAGAAUAUUGGACUAAACAUUGCAAAUUGGCGAGUGAUCAAAUGUUUUUAUAAAGGUUGUACACAAGUUUGGCAAAUCUCUAUCGAUCGAGAAAGUGUCGAAUACCUGAAAAAGUCUAAAGAGAUAUUGUCCUUCGGGUUGAGUCACGUUUACUUUCGCAUUCCCACGCAGUAGCAGUUGAAGUACUAAAGUUUCGUGGUUAAAAGUAGUAGUUUUGUAUUUUUAGUAAUGUAAUUUUUACUGAACUAUAUUUUUAAUAUUUUUAUUUGGAUUGGCAUUUGUAAUAAAUAUUUUUGUAUGGACAUUUUGGGCUACUCUAAGCUUGCUUCAUCGCGGGUAAACAAGACGGCGGACGACACA
This is a messenger RNA of Musca domestica (house fly), 1829 nucleotides long. RefSeq lists its product as uncharacterized. The record is from RefSeq and is a predicted model, not a curated record. Lineage: Eukaryota; Metazoa; Arthropoda; Insecta; Diptera; Muscidae. The coding region runs from base 312 to 1643 and encodes 443 amino acids. The transcript has 2 exons.